CCCUCUCAUUCCCAGAGUUCUGUCCUUAUCAGUUCUAAGCCAAGCUCCACAGGAAGUAAGGGGUCCUGAAUUGGGAGGUCUCUAUCAAGGAUGGCUGUUCCCUCUGUCCCAGGCCGGGGUGUGCUCAGCGUGCUAUGAACUGAUUGAAAGCAAGAAGCUGUGAUGCCUCUGACUCACUGGCGCCUCCCUGCAGCCCUCCACGGAGCCCGUUUCUCCUGACAGAACGGAGGGCGGCCACCCAAAGCCCUGCGAGGCCUGGGCAGCCGCCUCUGUACUCUCUACUUCCGGUUUCCCCUCAGGGUUUAGUGAAGCCCCGAGGGACAACCCACCGCCACCCACCCGGGUGCGCAUGUCCAAGGCUACCACCCGCUCUCCUUUCAUGAACUUUUCCUUAGUGUGUGGCCAACCCUUUAUGAAGAUCAUGGGAGGGGUAGACGCUGAAGAGGGGAAGUGGCCUUGGCAGGUGAGCGUUCGGGUCAGGCACAUGCAUGUCUGUGGAGGUUCCCUCAUCAAUUCCCAGUGGGUGCUGACUGCCGCCCAUUGUAUUUACAGCCGAAUCCAGUACAACGUCAAGGUGGGCGAUCGGAGUGUCUACCGACAGAAUACAAGUCUGGUGAUUCCCAUCAAGACCAUCUUUGUCCACCCUAAGUUCUCAACAACUAUCGUCGUUAAAAAUGAUAUUGCUCUUCUCAAGCUCCAACACCCUGUGAAUUUCACCACUAACAUAUACCCUGUCUGCAUCCCUUCAGAGAGUUUUCCUGUAAAAGCUGGGACCAAAUGUUGGGUGACAGGAUGGGGAAAACUAGUGCCAGGCGCACCGGAUGUUCCGACAGAAAUCCUCCAGGAGGUGGACCAAAAUGUCAUCCUUUAUGAGGAAUGUAAUGAGAUGCUGAAGAAAGCUACCUCAAGUUCUGUGGAUCUCGUCAAGAGAGGCAUGGUCUGUGGCUAUAAAGAAAGAGGAAAGGACGCCUGCCAGGGAGAUUCUGGAGGCCCGAUGUCCUGUGAAUUUGAAAACAAAUGGGUGCAGGUAGGAGUUGUGAGCUGGGGCAUCAGCUGUGGUCGCAAAGGAUACCCUGGAGUUUAUACAGACGUUGCCUUCUACAGCAAGUGGCUAAUUGCCGUGGUGAACCAGGCAGAUUGUUUGCAUCCAGUGGUCUUCCUCGUCUUACUGCUGUGUUCGCUGACCUCAUGACAUCCUGUGGACACGGUGAUCUCAUUCCUAUCCUCUUUAGAGCCCCUCUUGUUUGACCUUCCCAAUGCCCUUUCUUCAAAUCCCUUGCCCCAGAGAGAGCCACAGUGAAAUAUGUCGGGGAUCUGAGAGACUUGAAAGUGUUCUGCCUGGUGCUCUGGUCACCAUCCUUGGCCACAGCACUCCUGAGUUGUGCUCUGCCUGGCAGUAACGAAGGUUAGUCAGUUCCAGUUAGAAGACAAACUGGCCUGCCAGGUCAAUCGCAGUGACCUCAGCAAGGAUGUCAUCAGGGGAGGGGCAAGUGCUAGGCAUAGCUGUGGUUUCAGGGAACUCACCUCAGACUGUCACACUAGAUCUAGCUUGGUGAUCACACACACACACACACACACACACACACACACACACACACAGAGCGCUUAUGUGUCCUAACUAUAAUUGUUUUCUUUAUACAUCUUUAUCUAUGACUUUGUAAAGUUACAUUUCAUAUAGAAUGUAAUUUGCAACCAUGUUCAAAGAUAAAGUGAAACUGAAAAAAUA
Messenger RNA from Mus musculus (house mouse), 1726 nucleotides. RefSeq names its product serine protease 42 (gene Prss42). The transcript is spliced from 6 exons. Gene Ontology annotation, biological process: proteolysis. Lineage: Eukaryota; Metazoa; Chordata; Mammalia; Rodentia; Muridae. The coding region runs from base 350 to 1192 and encodes 280 amino acids. Gene Ontology annotation, molecular function: serine-type endopeptidase activity. The record is from RefSeq and is a predicted model, not a curated record. Gene Ontology annotation, cellular component: cytoplasm; plasma membrane.